Molecule: messenger RNA, 846 nt
Organism: Galdieria sulphuraria
Lineage: Eukaryota; Rhodophyta; Bangiophyceae; Galdieriales; Galdieriaceae
Exons: 2
Coding region: 135-614 (159 amino acids)
Source: RefSeq, a predicted model, not a curated record
CCAUACGCGCUAGUUGAUUUCGCCAGCGAUUGAAAUUGCCCGCGAAGGACAGGUUACAUGAAGGUCCGGCAAAUCGAUGCCUUUGGAAAGAGUGGCGCUCAAAAUUCCGAGUUGACGAGAUUUAAUUUGUACAAAUGGCGUUCCAAGUCCUGUCAAAUGCAUUUACUUGCUGCACCAAAACUUGCGCUGCUGAAAAGAACCCCAUUUCUCGCAAGAAGCCUCGUAAAUAUAAAAAAUACACCUCGCUUAUAUUGAUGCAGAACAGCAAACAUUCGUCUAUAGAUACAUAUGAAAUGAAUACUCUCAGCAGAGCUCAGUUUUUGCAGCUUUUUUCACUUAACUUGUUGAGCAUUCUGGGACUCGAUAAAACUGCACUUUCAACAAAAACAACAGUAGUGGAAAAGAAGAGCCUCACAGAAACCAUCUCAGAAGGCCUGUCGAAGAUUCUGACCAGAAAGGAAGGCAAUCAAGACGUGAGUUACAAGAAAGAUGGAAACUCAAAGUCUGCAACUGGUAUGAAACACGCAGAGCCUUUGUCGGAAGACGAGGAGGAAACUGCUGAAGCUUUGAUUGAAAAGUUAAGGUCCCGGCAGCAGUCUGAACCUAAACGUUAAACGCUCGUUUCAGGUGUUUGUUCUGCCAAAUAAUUUGGUUUGUAGGGUUUGGGGUUCAAAGAGGAAAUAAAAUAUUAGCCAUUGUUUCGAUUGAUCUUCAAUGAUUUUAUUCGUUGUUGCUCCGUAUAGUAGCUUCGCAGGAACUCUAUCGUGUCAUCAGCAUUUUAAAGUAAAGAUUUAUGCGAAAAACUCUUUGCAGUCAUCAGCUUCAAGUAAAACUUUUCUCUGGAAA